Messenger RNA from Hemicordylus capensis (graceful crag lizard), 7318 nucleotides. RefSeq names its product inositol polyphosphate phosphatase like 1 (gene INPPL1). Gene Ontology annotation, biological process: phosphatidylinositol dephosphorylation. The transcript is spliced from 28 exons. Gene Ontology annotation, molecular function: phosphatase activity; protein binding. NCBI's taxonomy places the organism in Eukaryota, Metazoa, Chordata, Lepidosauria, Squamata, Cordylidae. The record is from RefSeq and is a predicted model, not a curated record. The coding region runs from base 787 to 4689 and encodes 1300 amino acids.
CAGCCCCCGAGCGGAGGAGGAGAGCCGCGGCGGGGAAGCCGGACGGCGGCGGAGGCGGGCCGGAGCCUGGACUGGAGCCGCGGGGGCGGCGCGCAGCUGCGGGGGGGACAGCGCCCCCGCCCGCCGCCAAGGCGCUAACUCCGCUCGCGGGGCCGGGAGCUCACAGCACGCGAAGGAGCUUCGGGCGGCGCACUAGCCGUGGUGGCCGCCGGGGCGCCGCUUGGGGAAGGCGAGCCCGCCGCGCCCGGCCGGGACACCCGCCCGGCCAGCUCUCCGGAGGAGCCGGCGACUCACUCCUCGCCUGCCUGCUGGAAGGCGGCGGCGGCGGAGGAGCCGGAGGGGGGUCUCCUCCCUUCCCCUCCCUGCCUGCUCGUCGGCGAAGGAGCCUCCUUCUCCCCUCCCCGGGAGCAGAGCCGCGGCGGGCCGGCUGCAGCAGCCUCGCUCUCCGAGCGGUGCGGCCGGGAACCGCCUCUCCCGCCCCGUCUCGUCGGGCCGCGCAGCCCCGCCUCGACUGCCAACUUUCUCCGCGCCCGGAGUGCGGCGGAGGCUCCUGCCUUUCUCCGCGGGCUGCCGAGGAGGAGGAGGAGCCGCCGCGCCGCGCCUCGCCUGGGCAUGACUUGAGGGCAGCGGAGAACUGCGCGGCGGCGGCGGCGGCCCCGCUCGGGCUCCGGGCCGCGGGAUGCGAAGGAAGGUCCUCCCUGCGCCUGGCUGCGGGAGCUCGGCGGACGUGACCGGAGGAGGAGGGUGCUAGAGGCGCGCCUGGACGGAGUCGCGACUGCGGCGGACAUGGCUUGUGGCGGCGGCGGCGGCGGCGCGGUGGCCUCGGGAGGGUCGCCUCCGGCCAGCCCGGCCCCGCUCUGGUACCACAAGGAUCUCAGCCGGGCUGCGGCCGAAGAACUGCUCGCCAGAGCCGGCCGGGACGGCAGCUUCUUGGUGCGCGACAGCGAGAGCGUGGCCGGCGCCUACGCCCUGUGUGUCCUAUUCCAGAAGCAUGUCCACACCUAUCGGAUUUUGCCAGACGAAGAGGAUUUCCUGGCAGUGCAGACGUCUCAGGGGGUCCAGGUGCGGCGCUUCAAGACCCUGGGAGACCUCAUCGCUCUGUACCUGCAGCCGAAUCAGGGCCUUGUCAGCACCCUGCUCUUCGCUGUUGAGCGGGAGAAGGAGAAUGUGGAGGACAGAGACUACUCGGAUGGGGAGGAUGAGAAGCCCCCCUUGCCACCCCGUUCGGGAUCCACCAGCAUUCCUAGUGGCAGCAUUGCCCCCUGCGUGGGUAGCAAUGCCCCUGCUGUGCAGGAUGGAGCCCUUGAAAGCACCACCAAUGGGCUCAGCACCGUUUCCCACGAGUACCUGAAAGGCAGCUACUCCCUCGAUUUGGAGGCCGUGAAAGCCGGUGCCAGCAGCCUGCCUCACCUCAACAGGACCCUCGUCACCUCCUGCAAACGCCUGCACAGUGAGGUGGACAAGGUCUUGGCAGGCCUGGAGAUCCUGUCCAAGGUGUUUGACCAGCAGAGCUCCCCGAUGGUCUCGCGGAUCUUGCAACAGGCCGCCAGUCAAACCGGAGAGCAGGAGCUGGAGAACCUGGUUCUGAAGCUGUCCAUCUUGAAGGACUUCCUCUCCAGCAUUGAGAAGAAGGCUCUGAAAGCUCUCCAGGAGAUGAGUUCUACAGCACAGCCUGGGCUUGCCCCGCCUUCCUCUCGCAAAGUAAAGAGCAUUCCUGUUCAAGCAUUCGAGGUGAAGCUGGACCUAACCUUGGGUGACCUCACCAAAAUUGGGAAAUCCCAGAAGUACACCUUAAGUGUGGAUGUGGAGGGUGGAAAGCUGGUGGUGUUGAAGAAGCAGAAGGACUCAACGGAAGACUGGAACACCUUCACUCAUGACAAGAUUCGUCAGCUGAUAAAAUCCCAGCGAGUACAGAAUAAAUUGGGCAUCGUCUUUGAGAAGGAGAAGGACAAGACACAGCGAAAGGACUUCAUCUUUGUCAGUGCCAGGAAGCGGGAAGCCUUCUGCCAGCUCCUGCAACUGAUGAAGAACAGACAUUCCAACCAGGACGAGCCAGACAUGAUCUCCAUCUUCAUUGGCACGUGGAACAUGGGCAGCGUGCCCCCUCCCAAGCAGAUCGUCUCCUGGCUUGCCUCCAAGGGCCUGGGCAAGACGCUGGACGAGAUGACCGUCACCAUCCCCCACGACAUCUACGUCUUCGGCACCCAGGAGAACUCCAUGGGGGACAAGGAGUGGGUGGACGUCAUGCGGGGGGUCCUGAAGGAGUUCACGGAGAUCGAAUACCGGCCGAUAGCCAUGCAGUCCCUCUGGAACAUAAAAAUAGCCGUCUUGGUGAAACCAGAACAUGAGAACCGGAUCAGCCACGUCAGCACCUCAAGUGUCAAGACUGGGAUCGCCAACACCCUGGGCAAUAAAGGGGCCGUGGGCGUCUCCUUCAUGUUCAACGGCACGUCCUUUGGCUUUGUCAACUGCCACCUCACCUCUGGCAACGAAAAGACAGCCAGGAGGAACCAGAAUUACCUGGACAUCUUGCGUCUCCUCUCCUUGGGGGACAAGCAGCUUGGCUCCUUCGACAUCUCGCUCCGCUUCACGCACCUCUUCUGGUUCGGGGACCUGAACUACCGUCUGGACAUGGACAUUCAAGAAAUCCUCAACUACAUCAACCGCAAAGAGUUUGAGCCUCUCCUCAAGGUGGAUCAGCUCAACCUGGAGAAGGAGAAGCACAAGAUCUUCCUGCGAUUCAGUGAGGAGGAGAUCACCUUCCCUCCCACGUACCGGUAUGAGAGGGGCUCCCGUGAUACCUACGUGUGGCACAAGCAGAAGCCCACCGGGGUAAGAACCAAUGUCCCCUCAUGGUGUGAUCGCAUUCUCUGGAAGUCCUACCCGGAGACCCACAUCAACUGCAACUCCUACGGGUGCACAGAUGACAUUGUAAGCAGUGACCACUCCCCAGUCUUCGCGGCCUUUGAAGUUGGAGUCACGUCCCAGUUUGUUUCCAAAAAAGGUCUCUCUAAGUCUUCAGACCAGGCUUGCAUUGAGUUUGAGAGCAUCGAGGCCAUUGUGAAGACAGCCAGCAGGACCAAAUUCUUCAUUGAAUUCUACUCCACGUGCCUAGAAGAAUUCAAGAAGAGCUACGAGAACGACUCCCAGAGCAGCGACAACAUCAACUUCUUGAAGGUGCAGUGGUCCUCCAGGCAGCUGCCCACGCUCAAGCCGAUCCUUUCUGACAUUGAGUAUCUGCAAGACCAGCACAUCCUCUUGACUGUCAAAUCUUUGGAUGGCUACGAAUCCUAUGGCGAGUGUGUCAUUGCCCUCAAAUCCAUGAUCGGCAGCACCGCUCAGCAGUUCCUCACCUACCUGUCCCACCGGGGAGAGGAGACGGGCAACAUCCGUGGCUCCAUGAAGGUCCGGGUGCCAGCCGAGAGGAUGGGCACACGAGAGCGCCUCUAUGAAUGGAUCAGCAUCGACAAAGACGAGACAGGAGCUGCCAAAGGGAAGCUGCCGCCUCCAGCAUCGCGGACUAACCUGGAACACAGCAAAUCCGUCGGGAGGAAACACUUCCCUGCAGAUGCUGCAGCUGUGGCCACCUGUCCCAUUGGGAAGCUCUUGGACGACCUGGAGAAGUCUAGUGCCCUCACGGCCGGUCGCCCCCUGGCCCCACAUCGUGGCACCUGCAAAGAGGAGGCCUCACACAGCAGGUCCAAGCCAGAUGCCCCCCCGGAUCCCGAGGGUGGCCCCCUGAAGAACAGCUUCAACAACCCGGCCUACUACGUGCUGGAAGGGGUCCCCCAUCAGCUGCUGGUGACGGAGCUGCCCCCCACCAUGGUGGCCAAGCCCCCAGUCCCCAAGAACAAAGUCCAGAUCACGGUCCCGAUCCAGCCGGAGCAUCGGCGCCUGCAACAGCCCCCCGCCAGGGUGGAGGAGAGCUCCGAGGAGGAGGAGCCGGGGGUCCUCAAUCUGCCCCCCCCGGACUUCCCGCCCCCACCGCUGCCCAAGUCCGUGGAGUUGGAUGCCGCCGCCGCCGCCGACAACGCCUUCUACACGCCGGUGGGGGGCCGAGGGGAGGAGCCGGGGGCUGGCAAGUGCCGAGGCUCUGUGGCCUUCAGUGAGCCCCUGGAGGCCAAGCCCCCCAAGCUGCACCCCCGGCCAGCCCCGUCCCUGGGACCCGGCUUCCUCCUGGAGUCACCCAGCGCCUCACCGGUGCCCCCCGGGGGCCUCCGGGACGACCGCUCGUGCUCCGUGCUGCAGAUGGCCAGGACGCUCAGCGAGGUGGAUUACUCCGCUGGAGGAGGAGGAGGAGGAGCUGGGCAGAGCAGGGAGCAGCCGGGCCGGCCCCCGUCACACCCCCUGACCAAAGUGAGGCUGGAUCUCCCCCACCGGUGCCUGCACCCUGACUACAGCCGCCCCCUGGCCUUCCCACCCCGCUCCAUCCGCGAGAGCAUCGAAGAAGACUUGGCCGAAGAGACGGUCGGCCAGGACGGGCGCAGCAGCUCCAGGCAGAGUGAGUCCAGUGUGGGGGAGUGGCUGAGGGCCAUCGGCAUGGAGAGAUACGAGGAGGGCCUGAUCCACAAUGGCUGGGACGACCUGGAGUUCCUCAGUGACAUCACCGAUGAGGACUUGGAGGAGGUGGGCGUGAUGGACCCCAACCACAAGCUGCUCCUCCUCGAGCACCUGAGACUGAAGAAGUAGCCAGGCCUGCCCUUCCUGUCUCGGGGGCCUCCAUGCCACACCCUGGGAUGUGCCUCCUUCCUUGUGGCGUAGAGUCCUGUCCCGUCCCCCUCCCAUCCUGUGUGAUGUAGGAAUGGCUGCUCUGCUGCUGCUGCUGCUGCUGCUGCUGUGGAGCCCAAAGGAGUCACCGCUCCCCCUGGAGGGGAGGAAGAACAUCCAAGAUGGUACCCACCUCUUGGAGCCGGGCGCAAACUGUCCAGGUGGCCAAAGACCUGGUGUGGGGAUUCUGCUGCCCCAUUUUUCUCCCGCUUUCCUGAAGGAAGGAAUUGGGACCCAGCCAAUUCGGAGGAAAGGAAAGGAUAAGCAAGCACAAGUGGUCCAGGCCAGGGUCGCUCCAGAGUGGUCCAGGCUGAGCAUUUCAGAACAGCAACCCCCAGCAGCCCCCACCCCACUGCCCUCCCCUGUGCCGCUGGUUAAGUUAUUCUUAUUUAUUGCAAUGAAAGAAGGAUUCUGUUUUUUCCCUCUUCAUUUUCCUCUUCCUUUCAGAGAGCAGCAUUUUUGCCCCCUGCCCAUGAUGGCCUGUGCACCAAGCCUGAUUUCUUGGGUGGGGAUUCUGCCGAUUAGCUCACCGGCCCCGGUCCUUGCACUAAGGAUACCUGUGGGCUGGGCAGGAAGUGGCCAGCAAGUCUGGCCUGCUGCAGGUGGUUCAUGGCCAGCCUCCAGUCUCAACAGCCCUCUUUCUGCAGAGUCAUCCUGAGCUCCCACAGCAAUGCCCAAGUAGCCCUUGGCUGUUCAGGCGCCUGAGGUGGGCCUAGAUGUGAUUAGUUGGGGUGUGAAGCCCCCCAAGAUGGGAUACAGGCAGGGCCAAUUGGAAUCUCCUCCUGCCAGCAAGUGGGCUUCCAUUGGCUGGAAUCCUCCAAGGACUAUUUGGAAUACUCUGGCUGCCCAAGACGAGCAAAGGAUGUCCCCAUGCCAGUUGGCCUCCAGGAGAGGGAUUGUGGGAAUACAGCCUCCAUCUUGCCCCCCAACUGUGUCCUGCCACUGAGAGGCCUUUCUCUUUGUGACCAGCCCGCAGCAGAGAGGCCUCCCUCUUCCUCUGGAAGGUUUCUCUCUCUCGCUGCAGCCGCCAGAUGGCGAGAACCGUUUGUUCUUUGGCUUUGGAAGCCUUUGGCCUUAGAUGCAAACCCACCUGCAGCCCCUCACCCCAGCAUCUUAACCAUCCCAUGGAUGACAGCCUCCAGAAUAACCUCAGGUAACCCCAAAUGGGUGGAGGAGGGCACCCAAGGCCUCAUGAAGGCCCUUGUGGCCCCAGAGGGGUUGGUUUCACUCCAGCACUGGGGCAGCUGAGCAACCAGCCCGGCCGCCAAUCCAGCGUGGGCAUAUUUGACAGGAAGGCCUCCCUCCCUCCCUCCUUCCUGCCAGAAGACCUCUUGAUGUCCCAGUGUAGCCAGUCAGACAAGACUGUGCGCCAGUCACUGAGGAAGGAGGGGUAUGGCUUCAACACCGAGUCCAGGCAGUUCAAGAUGGCGCCUGAGGGCCUCCCGGGUGCAAGGAGUGCAGGCCUCCUAGGCAGAGAUGUGAGCACUUGCUGAGGGGAGGUGCACGUUCCCUCUGACACAAACAUGCCCUUCUCUUCCACCGCGUGGGGGUCGGGCCUUGAGGCAGGUUGUGGCUCUGUCCUCCUUGCACCUGAUCAGCCAUUUCUGUCUAGAUUGAUUGAUUUUUGGUGCUGGAGUUCAGUCGGCCUAUUCCUGCCCCUUCCUUCCUUCCUUCCUUCCUUCCUUCCUUCCUUCCUUCCUUCCUUCCACAAGGUCCCUCCUUAUGUGGGACUUGAAGGCCCGCAUAGCAGGAGGUCAUGGAAUCCCACCACCCUCCCCAUAGGUCCCGGGGCCCCCACUGUUUUUUUUUUAACCAGUGCACUCUUCCAACAGAUUCAUCUGUUCUGCUUGCUACUUUCCCUUAGUUUUGGGAAAGUCGUUGAGAUGCCAGUGCUGGAGAGGGCCUGUUCUCCGCUCUCAAUGCAAACCAAGGUGCCUGCAGAGAGCACCCUUAAGACCCAGGGCAGGUCCCUGGUCCAUGAGAACCGAAGGCUAGAAAUGAGGAGGCAGCUCAUGGCCUCCAGCCUCUGAUCGGCUCUUUUGCUCUUGGACAAUUGCUUAAUCACCCCGUGCCUUAGCUUCUAAUAACAAGGAACCGGCAGGUGUGUGGCGGUGGGACACACCUCAUCAGCUCUUUGGUUUGGAGGACCCAGCAGCAGUCUACUGGGACUCUCUCUCUCCCUGAACUCUCUCUCUGAAAUGGAAAUGAAGGAUGCCUGCCUCUCUCUCUCUUUCUCUCUCGUGUUCCUCCUGCAAUAUUGUGGGGUGUUGCCGACAACUUCUCUGCCCUCUGCCUCUCUCCUUGCCUCCCUUCUGCUAUUAUUAGUGUUUGGUGUGAGUUUAACCCAACUAAAUUCUACUGUUGUAUCUCAUGUAUGGUUGUGUUGUUGUUUUUUUAAUGUUUAAUUUAAUUGCUAUUUGAAACUCUCUUUUUAUGCUUCAUAUUUCAUGGGCUGAGAAUUGAAUUGCAAUGUGUGUGUCCCUCCCAAAUGUUUGCGUUUCAUGCCUUAGUUUUCCACAUAUUGAUGCAAUAAAAGGGCUGUUUGCUUAAA